UGCGCAUGUACAAACUGAAUAGCCCUUUUUCAUCAACAUGUCAAAAAGAGGACGUGGAGGUUCAUCUGGUGCGAAGUUUCGCAUCUCGCUGGGUUUACCAGUGGGUGCAGUUGUGAACUGUGCUGACAACACAGGAGCCAAGAAUUUAUAUAUAAUAUCCGUGAAAGGUAUCAAAGGUAGAUUAAACAGAUUGCCAGCUGCAGCCGUUGGUGAUAUGGUGAUGGCGACAGUCAAAAAGGGCAAACCUGAACUUCGGAAAAAGGUGAUGCCAGCUGUGAUUAUACGGCAGCGUAAACCGUACCGGAGGAAGGAGGGUAUAGUUCUGUAUUUUGAGGACAAUGCGGGGGUUAUAGUCAAUCAGAAAGGUGAAAUGAAAGGGUCUGCAAUUACUGGGCCUGUUGCAAAAGAAUGUGCUGACCUCUGGCCCCGUAUUGCGAGUAAUGCUGGCAGUAUUGCCUAGCUGACAAACCUGUGAUUGUCUGAAGUUAAUUAAAAAAAAAAGAAAAAAAAA
Saccoglossus kowalevskii is the source of this 511-nucleotide messenger RNA. Its product is annotated as large ribosomal subunit protein uL14. Gene Ontology annotation, biological process: translation. The record is from RefSeq and is a predicted model, not a curated record. Gene Ontology annotation, molecular function: large ribosomal subunit rRNA binding; structural constituent of ribosome. Gene Ontology annotation, cellular component: ribosome; cytosolic large ribosomal subunit. NCBI's taxonomy places the organism in Eukaryota, Metazoa, Hemichordata, Enteropneusta, Harrimaniidae.